AGGGUGUUUUGGUUUAAUAUUUGCUCUGGAGAGAAAGAUAUAUACAAGUGAGUGUUUUUAGAGAGAGAAAGAUUAGAGAGAGAGAAUGGAGGAGCAACUAAGCCAAUCAACUAUAACUCAUCUCCUUCAACACACAUUGAGAAGCUUUUGCAUCCAUGAAAACUCACAGUGGGUGUAUGCUGUUUUUUGGAGGAUCUUGCCUAGAAAUUAUCCUCCUCCUAAAUGGGAUACUCAAGGUGGAGCAUAUGAUAGGUCAAGAGGCAACAGAAGAAACUGGAUAUUGGCAUGGGAGGAUGGUUUCUGUAAUUUUGCAGCCUCAACAGCCGGAGAGAUGAGCUCCGGCGACCGUCUGGCAUAUCCAAACCACGAAUACCAACAAUCGCAAGGCCUUCAACCGGAGCUUUUCUUCAAGAUGUCCCAUGAAAUCUACAAUUACGGAGAAGGAUUAAUUGGGAAAGUAGCAGCAGAUCAUAGUCAUAAGUGGAUUUUUAAAGAGCCAAGUGAUCAAGAAAAUAGCUUUUUAUCUGCUUGGAAUAACUCAGCAGACUCGCAUCCUAGGACAUGGGAGGCUCAGUUUCAAGCUGGUAUAAAGACUAUUGCUUUGAUUGCUGUAAGAGAAGGUGUUAUUCAACUGGGAUCCAUUAACAAGGUGAUAGAAGAUUUGAACUUUGUUGUGAUGCUAAGAAAGAAACUAAGCUACAUAGAGAGCAUCCCAGGGGUACUAUUACCACACCCAUCAUCCUCAUUGUACCCUUUUAAACCAGAAGGGUGCAACAUGCUAGAAGCAUGGCCAUUCCAUGGCGGCAGCGGCGGUGGUGAUUUACAAGCAGUUUACAUUCCACCAACCAACAUAACUCCUUCCAUGAGCAGUCUUGAGGCUCUCCUAUCAAAACUCCCAUCAGUCGUGCCGGUUUCUUCAUCAACGCUACCAGCUCCACCAUAUUGCGAGGCGACACAACCACAGUUUGUGGCGGUUGAACCGGAGAAGGAGGUGGUAAAGGAGGGGGAUGAAGAGGAGGAGGAGGUUAAAGAUGUGGGAGAGUGCAGCAGUUCUAUGUCAUCUUAUGGUCAUCACCAUCAGCAUUUUCAACAUCAUGAUUUAAAUGUAAGUAGUUGCAUGACCAAUAAUAGGUAUUAGUUACUUAUAUGUAGUUGAAUUAGUUGAUAAUUACUAGUGCUUAAUUAUGUAUGUAGUAGUUCUAACUAAUCAUAUAUUAAUUAGCAUGUCUUUUUUCAUA
Helianthus annuus (common sunflower) is the source of this 1238-nucleotide messenger RNA. RefSeq names its product protein RICE SALT SENSITIVE 3. The record is from RefSeq and is a predicted model, not a curated record. The coding region runs from base 86 to 1138 and encodes 350 amino acids. Lineage: Eukaryota; Viridiplantae; Streptophyta; Magnoliopsida; Asterales; Asteraceae. The transcript has 7 exons.